Lotus japonicus is the source of this 516-nucleotide messenger RNA. RefSeq lists its product as uncharacterized. The record is from RefSeq and is a predicted model, not a curated record. Bases 85 to 498 code for a protein of 137 amino acids. NCBI's taxonomy places the organism in Eukaryota, Viridiplantae, Streptophyta, Magnoliopsida, Fabales, Fabaceae. The transcript is spliced from 2 exons.
CCAUGUCUUCAUAGGCUUACUUGCUACGGUAAUCCUACUUAUUAUCUAUGUGGGAGUGGUCUUUCUUCAGUUAAGGAAGUUUACAUGGAUAUCGAUUUGAAUUGGACCAUGGAUAAACCGGAGUUUCCUUUGAUUCUACUUAGCUGGCUGCAGAAUCUUGUUGAUAUGACAUCAUUGUCUGUUACUACAAAUACUCUUCAGGUUCUAUUCUUAGUUCCUGACUUUUUGAAGAUUAAGCUCCCUACAUUGGCUAACUUGAAGAUAUUCAAAAUAAAAAAGGUGCGACUUUCAGAAGCUCUGAGAGGCAUGGUGAUAAAGAGGAUGGAGAGACAGAUGGUAACCACUAAGUCACGGAUACAAGCUAUCAGGUUAGUGCUUGAAAUUGGCAAGUGGAAAGCAAGGAACGAGCCAUUUGCACCUUUCCCUGAAGGAUUCUCAAAGUUCUUAGAUUUACAAGUACUGCCGUUUGGAACUAUAGUUGAAACCGAACGUCGCUAAUGUGAAUUUGGCAUUCAA